Messenger RNA from Exophiala xenobiotica, 1469 nucleotides. RefSeq lists its product as uncharacterized. The transcript is spliced from 5 exons. The record is from RefSeq and is a predicted model, not a curated record. Gene Ontology annotation, cellular component: cytosol. The coding region runs from base 14 to 1078 and encodes 354 amino acids. Gene Ontology annotation, molecular function: aldose reductase (NADPH) activity. Lineage: Eukaryota; Fungi; Ascomycota; Eurotiomycetes; Chaetothyriales; Herpotrichiellaceae.
UUUUUUGGUUUUCAUGUCUUCCCUCCGCCUCUUUACUACUCGUACCCUUUUGAAAAGCUCUAGAUUCUCUUCUCGCACCGUCGCGAAUACUAGUAGUCUGAGUCCAUUGAAAACCACACUCUUCAGUUCACCUUUACUAUCCCGAACCAUGACGGCCACACAAUCUGGCAAAGGCACCAAGACGGUGUUCACCUUGAACACUGGCGCUAAGAUGCCCGGUGUUGGUCUGGGUACCUGGCAAUCCAAGCCCAACGAGGUCCGCGAAGCAGUCAAGAACGCUCUUCUUGCUGGCUACCGUCACAUCGACACCGCCCUCGCGUAUGGCAACGAAGCAGAGGUCGGCCAAGGUAUCAAGGACUCUGGCGUUCCCCGUAGCGAGAUCUGGAUCACCACCAAGCUCGACAACCCCUGGCACAAGCGCGUCUCCGAAGGUAUCGAUUCAUCCUUGAAGAGCCUGCAAACAGACUAUGUCGACCUGUACCUCAUGCAUUGGCCUAGCUCAACAGUCCCCGAGGAUCUGAAGAAGCAUCAUGAUGACUGGAACUUUAUUGACACCUGGCGUGAGAUGCAGAAGCUCGUCGGCACCGGCAAGGUCCGAAACAUUGGUGUAUCAAACUUCGUCAUCUCCAACCUCGAGAAGCUCCUCAACGAUCCUUCGUGCAAGAUUGUGCCAGCUGUCGACCAAAUUGAACUGCACCCCAACAUGCCUUCGCCAAAGACUCUGCAGUACUGCAAAGAGAAGGGAAUCCACUGCACUGCAUACUCCUGCCUGGGUUCGACCGAUUCUCCCCUUUCCAAGGACAAGACUCUGCAGGCUAUUGCUGAGGCCAAGGGAAAGAGCCCUCAGCAAGUGCUUUUGAUGUGGGGUCUGCAGCGCGGCACUUCCGUCAUUCCCAAGUCAGUCACCAAGUCGCGGAUCGAAGCCAACUUCCAACUCGACGACUUUGAGUUGACCCCAGAAGAGAUGCAGAAGCUCAGCAGUAUCCCUGACCGGUUCAAGGUCUGCGGUGAUGCUUGGUUGCCCGUCAAGGUCUUUUUCAACGAAGAGGGUGAUGGCGGCGAUACCCCGUCUCAUUAGGCGGCUUCUUUACAGUGUCAAUGCGCAAUCUUUGAGCGUCUGGGAGGGACACGCAAAGACGUUCUACGGAUUCUUAAAAGGGGCAUGAGCUUGUAAUCUUUACCAUGAAUAGACGAGGCAUAGAAGCCAGCACCAUGUUGCUGCCGGCGAGGAGAUGCAUCGGGCUGUAAAAGACGAUGCGCGCCCAAAGAUUUGCAGGAGAUCUUCGAUAGACAAUUGAUCUCUGGAAGCAAACACUGUUCAUCAGGAUCACAACUGUGCUGGCAACAACCAAUCGCACCUUCUGGAAGAUCAAUGCUGCCCACCUGUCUGUGUACGCACGUAAGGUCGAGUGACGCCUUCGUUAGAAAUAUUCUGCGCCUGGCCAACCGCGAAGGGAAAGAUGUCAAGC